Messenger RNA from Oppiella nova, 2149 nucleotides. NCBI's taxonomy places the organism in Eukaryota, Metazoa, Arthropoda, Arachnida, Sarcoptiformes, Oppiidae. The record is from the annotation of a GenBank genome assembly.
UACUAACAUUAAAUCUAAAAUGAAUUUACUUUUGGGUUUAUUGUUUAUUUCAUGUAUUAAAUGCAUUACCAGUAUUGAUGUGAACACUACUUCGGGUGUAGUGAGAGGACAGACACUACAAGCCUUUAACAAAAGCUUUGACCAGUUUAUAGGUAUACCAUACGCCGAGCCCCCGGUUGGAAACCUGCGGUUCGCUGGACCAGAACCUAUUAAAACGCCCAUAAAACUAAUCGAUGCCACGAAAGCAAAGGACUCGUGUCCACAGCUUAUCAGUGUUAUGCCAAAUGGUACUGAAAUGAGCGAGGACUGUCUGUUUCUCAACAUAUGGACAAUUAGUUCGCAAAACCGUACAUCAGAUGCACUAAAACCGGUGAUGUUUUGGAUACACGGGGGUGCCUUUGUGUCAGGGUCCAGUUUCACGGCUUAUUUUGAUGGCAUGGUUUUGGCCUCACAUGAUGUGGUGGUUGUGACCAUUAACUAUAGAUUAGGAUAUUUCGGGUUCACGUAUGGAGGGGUGGAGUCGGCGCCCGGAAAUGCCGGUCUCUUAGACCAGAUAUUGGCUCUUAAAUGGGUUAGAGACAAUAUACACGCAUUUGGUGGGGAUAGGGAUCAGGUAACUAUAUUCGGUGAGAGCGCCGGCAGCUAUUCGGUAUCAGCCCACGUAUUGUCCCCCUUAUCGCGGGGUCUAUUCCGGAGGGCUAUUCUGGAAAGUGGGGCUCAAAUGCAUUAUAAGGGAAGGGAAGGCGUCAGUAAAAGUGAUGCUUUGAAUGUAUCGAAACAAUUGGCCCAACGUUUCAAUUGUAGUGGAAAUGAAUGGUUGGAGUGUUUGCGGAAAGUCGACGCAAAACAGAUCACUAAAUACACGCCCGUCGCACAGGUGCCACUGGAAGGGGAUCAGGUAUUACCACUUAUUGCACAAAAGGCCUUUGAUGAGCACAAGUAUAACACAGAUUUAGAUAUCAUAGGAGGGGUAGUGCAGAAUGAGGGCCCAACCCUCGCUACUAUGGUAUUACCAGACAUUGAAAAGAUAAAUAUGACUGAAAAGACAUUCAUGUCUGGAGUGAAUGCCUCGAAAUCUUUAUUUCAAGGAUUAAAUGAGACAAAAAUCAGUGAAUUUUAUCUCAAGAAUGUCAACACCAGUGAUCCUAAUGCUGUGAAACAUGCAUUUUAUGCCUUCUUUGGUGACCUGGUUGUCACAUGUCCCACAUAUCAUUUCGCUAAACAAUAUGCCACACAUUCGCCAUUAAAUGUGUAUUUCUAUGAACUCACGUAUGAGACCAAACAAAUGGCACAAUUGGGAUGUCGUACCGAUAUGGGUAUCUGUCACGGGGCGGACAUUGAGUUUGUGUUUGGCCUACCAUUUCUUGAUCCUAAGAGCUAUACACAAGUGGACAAAGAUUUCAGUGAACAAGUGAUGCAAAUGUGGACUAAUUUUGCUAAAAAUGGUAUUGAUGUGAACACUACUUCGGGUGUAGUGAGAGGACAGACACUACAAGCCUUUAACAAAAGCUUUGACCAGUUUAUAGGUAUACCAUAUGCCGAGCCCCCGGUUGGAAACCUGCGGUUCGCUGGACCAGAACCUAUUAAAACACCCAUAAAACUAAUCGACGCCACGAAAGCAAAGGACUCGUGUCCACAGCCUAGCAAUGAUACCAAAGUGAGCGAGGACUGUCUGUUUCUCAACAUAUGGACAAUUAGUUCACAAAACCGUACAUCAGAUGCACUAAAACCGGUGAUGUUUUGGAUACACGGGGGUGCCUUUGUGGCAGGGUCCAGUUUCACGUCUUAUUAUGAUGGCAUGGUUUUGGCCUCACAUGAUGUGGUGGUUGUGACCAUUAACUAUAGAUUAGGAUAUUUCGGGUUCACGUAUGGAGGGGUGGAGUCGGCGCCCGGAAAUGCUGGACUCUUAGACCAGAUAUUGGCUCUUAAAUGGGUUAGAGAUAAUAUACACGCAUUUGGUGGGGAUAGGGAUCAGGUAACUAUAUUCGGUGAGAGCGCCGGCAGCUAUUCGGUAUCAGCCCACAUAUUGUCCCCCUUAUCGCGGGGUCUAUUCCGGAGGGCUAUUCUGGAAAGUGGGGCUCAAAUGCAUUAUAAGGGAAGGGAAGGCGUCAGUAAAAGUGAUGCUUUGAAUGUAUCGAAACAAUUGGCC